CAGCAACCAGUGAUUCCUCUAAAGAGCGGACACAUGGAGGCCGUUCCAUGUCCCCUUUGACUCCGAGACAUGAGCAAGCAAGCCAAGAACACGGUGAUCACAUUUUGAAAGACGGACAGCCUUACACUCAUGGCCCGAGUACAUCAACAUCCAGCCAGCAGUUGAGUGGCUUUAUGAUGCAGGUACUGAAGUCGCUACACAUCAUGAGACAAACCCAACAACACCAAUCUGAGCAGCUGAUGAUGAUCACCGACAUGUUACACCAUGUGGAUGGGCCACCUGCUGAACCUCUAAGCUUUGCACAGUUCGAGACCCUACAGGAAUUCCUUGCCUUUGAGAAAGAGUUGACUGCAUGCGAACAAAAAAGGGUCCAACUGAAGCAGCAGAUGCAAGUAAUUGGGGGUGAUGAUGCGAAAGAUAAAACUGCCCGAAUUCUUCGCAAAAUGCUUUGCCACGAAGUGGGGGCAGCCUUCACAUGGUAUGGGACCAAGACAAAGGGAAAGUUCUCCAGUCUAGAGUUCUGCAAGGUGAUGUGUGCUUGCAUUACAGCGAGCAAGCCGAAGGAGGUGGCUGUUGGUACCCUGAAGGAAGUUGAAGCCACUACAAUGUCAUGGCUGCGCCAUGCCCAGGAGAGGCUUCAAAAGCAUUGCAAUAAGUAA
Messenger RNA from Ixodes scapularis (black-legged tick), 659 nucleotides. RefSeq lists its product as uncharacterized. The transcript has 6 exons. The record is from RefSeq and is a predicted model, not a curated record. The coding region runs from base 48 to 659 and encodes 203 amino acids. NCBI's taxonomy places the organism in Eukaryota, Metazoa, Arthropoda, Arachnida, Ixodida, Ixodidae.